Messenger RNA from Colossoma macropomum (tambaqui), 2786 nucleotides. It is a transcript of the gene patl1, whose product is annotated as PAT1 homolog 1, processing body mRNA decay factor. Lineage: Eukaryota; Metazoa; Chordata; Actinopteri; Characiformes; Serrasalmidae. Gene Ontology annotation, cellular component: P-body. The transcript is spliced from 18 exons. Bases 101 to 2437 code for a protein of 778 amino acids. Gene Ontology annotation, biological process: P-body assembly; deadenylation-dependent decapping of nuclear-transcribed mRNA. The record is from RefSeq and is a predicted model, not a curated record. Gene Ontology annotation, molecular function: RNA binding.
GCGCGUUCACGUGGAGUCCUUCUGCGCGCGUGAUGUCUCGCGCAGCGGUGGCGCUUGGGCAAAUCGAGCUAAGCUAGCUAACGUUUCUGACUGCUGAUAUAUGUUUCGUUUUCAGUCCUUUGAUGAUGAUUGCACCCUGGAGGAGGAGGAGGGACUGGUAGAGGAGGAAGAUGAAAUCGACCAGUUUAAUGAUGACACCUUUGGGGCUGGGGCAAUUGACGAUGACUGGCAGGAGGAGCAUGCCCGGCUGGCAGAGCUGGAUGAGCGGGUGCGGGAUGGGCUGCUGGAAGGCGGUGACGCCUCUGCCUCAGCCCGUCCUCCUCCUGCGGACAAUGCGACCCUCCGCUCCACCUUCCCUCCAUCCUCUUCUUCCUCACUCCCUCCUCCUGGUUUAGAGGAAAAGGCUGGGGGUGACCUGGCCGAGUCACUGACUCUCCUCAUCCUGGGCUCUGAUCCUGCCAUCGCCGGAGUGGGUGCUGCAGAGCCGGAUAGGUCCAGCCUCCGGCCAUCUGCGCCUCCCAGCCAGGCACUGCCUUCACCGUUGAGCAGAAUGCCCACCUCGUUGCUUAGCUACCAGCAACAGCAGCACAUGCUGCAUAGAGGGGCCGCACCGCUGCAGCAGAUGAACUCUCACAGUAUUUGGGAGAACAGUAUGGGUUUUGGACCUGUUAGUGUUACCCCUGGGCUUGUCCCUCACAUGGAGGACUCACCACUACUGUCCAUCAUCAAAGAGGUGGGGCUUCCAAAACGGACACCUCAGGUCAACAGGGAGGAUGGUAGGGAUUUGUCUGAAAGAGUACCGCCUCCUCGUUCCUCUUCACCUGUGAUUGGAAGUCCACCAGUAAGAGCAGUACCUAUUGGAACCCCUCCUAAACAACCCAUGGGACAUGCCCUGAAUCAGCAGAUUCACCAUCCUACUGCUGUGCAUGUGAGAGCUCCAGUGCCACACCGUUAUCCCCAUCCCUUCCCUGAGCGCCUCUCCCCCAACACCCUCCUCAACAUUGCUAACUCUCCAUUAUGUCGUCCUCCCUUCCCUGCUGGAGUCGGUCCAGUCCUGUCUCAGAUCCAAAGGGCCCAGUUGCUUAACUCUCAGGUCGGACCUUUCCCAAGGGGUCCUGGUCCGGCUCCCCCAAUGUUGGCAGGUGGGGGUGGGGGCUUCAGGCCAUUUUUUGGACAGCCUCCUCCUAGGGUGGGCCCCCAUGGACCUCAUCCCCCUCCUCCUAACCACGCCCCUAUCCGGCACAACACUACUCACCUCCAUCCCCAGCACCGUAGGAUGCUCACCCAGAGGAUGCAGAGCAGAGGUGAUCGUGGUGGAGGAAGAGGAGGAGGAGGAGGUGGUGACAGGAGAAGUAGGGACCCCUACAGUAAUCUAAUGACUCAGAAGGAAAAGGACUGGGUGGCUCGCAUUCAGAUGAUGCAGCUCCAGAGCACUGACCCUUACCUGGACGACUACUACUACCAGAAUUAUUAUGAGAAGAUGGAGAAGCGCCAGGAGCGAGACAGAGACAGCAGCAGAAAGGAACACACCACCAAACUCAUCACGCCUCAGGUGGCCAAGCUGGAGCACACCUAUCGACCAGUCCAGUUUGCUGGUUCCCUGGGUAAACUCACUGUCUCUAGUGUGAACAACCCCAGGAAGAUGAUAGAUGCUGUGGUAACUACUCGCACUGAUGAUGAGGAGAAGAGAGAGAAGCAGGUGUGGAACAAGAGACGGCAGAUCCUUUACACUGUGGAAAAGAUGUACAGUCUGUUGCUGGAGGUGCAGGACUUUGAGAAAAAGUUCCUGCAGACUCCUGAGGAACAAAGAGAAGCACUGCUGGAGCAGCACAAGACCCACACGCUGCAGCUCUACAACUCUCUCAGAGAGAAAGAGUGGGAUGACAGAGUGAGUGAUGAACAGUGUCUGAUGAUUAUGUCGGUGCGUAAAGGGAAACGCCUCAUCUCUAGGCUUCUGCCCUUCCUCCCUCCACCACAAGCUGCUACUGUUGUCAUGGGAAUUGCCCGCAACCUUCCAGCCUUGGCCAAAAAGGACAAGCAAGACCAGGUCCUUUGCUGGUUGGUGGAGCCAGUUGCAGUUGUCAUCCAGUCCAUGUCUAGCUCUGCCCUCACUGAUCUAUUGCAGGAACUACAGGGCAGUGAGGGUCAGUUUCCCAGAGUGCUGCAAAAUAAGUUUGGCGUGACUCUACUUUAUCUGAUACUGAGUGAGGGGGAGAGAAUGCAGAGCUCUGAUCCCAACUGUGAGCUCAUGGACGACAAUCGAUGGACAGAGUUGGUGUUUUCAGUAACGAGGGAGCUGUUGAAGGUCCCCUCGUCCUCCCUCUCUCCUCCUCUCUUCACCCCUCCCAACCUUCUCUCCCUCUUCUCCCGUUAUGUGGACAGGCAGAGACUAGAGCAGUUGCAGGAGAAACUUCAGAUCUCUGCUUUGUCCAGGUAGAAGUAACUUCACACAUUGAGUCGCUGUUGAUGAGAGACUGAUUGUUAAUGUUUGUGUGGGUGUGUACGUGCAUACGUGUGCACACAGGUUUGUUUGUGUGUGUGUGGGAGAAGUAAUGUUUAGGGCUGAUAAUGAUUUUAAUCCAGCAGAAAACUGUCACUUUCUUAUUUUUCCCUUGUUAUGGAUUAGGUGUGUCUGUCAGAGUGUCUGUGUACGUGUGCGCGUGUGCGUGUGCGCGUUAGACGAAGGUUGAAACUGAGAGGAAAUUAAUCUGCAUUUUUAAAUAUCUUGUUAACAUUGAUGCCUGUGAUAAAACAUGAAAUUAAAAGUAUUUCUUUUGUAUAAGACA